AUGUUGGCUGUCCGGUGCGCCGGCGGCGGCGGCGGCUCCGGUGGCGCCGGCGCCUACCUGACGGCUCAGAGGACAACGGCCGCUCGGAGCGGAGCCUUCAACGGCCGCAGCGCCCUUCUUGCUGCGGGAACGGGGGCCAGGGAGCUGAGCCUUAGGGUUUCCCUCUCGCCCAACUCCCACCCCCACCGCGUCGGCGCUUCAUGCCCGUGGCCAGUGCGUUGCUCCCCCUGUCCUUCUCCUGAUAUGGAGGUGCCGCGUGUCAGUAAGAAGAAGACCAGGAACGAGGAAUGGGAGGCGUUGAAGACGGAGUUCGGACGCAUGUUCCGCCCGCAGCUUCGCAAUCUAGGGGAACUCUUUUCGCUCCGCCGUGUCUACGACAUUGAGGAUUAUCAGCUGGGCAUCCUAUUUGGUGCAUUUCUUGGAUGUGUUGGCUGUUACCAACUUUGGAAGACGGCACCUUCCAUAUUUGUUGAUGCAGUGCUCGCAUUCGUCUUCUACAAGCUCAGUGUUGUAUCUUCAGAGCUACAUAGAAGCCACAAGUCCAACAGCCUGAUUACGCGGCUGAAAUUUGGUACCAUACUUAUCAUGGUUUGGAAGGACAUCAAGAAAAACUAUGUCCUCCUGGAUGUUAUUAGGAUGCCGGUUCUCCUCCUCUACAUCUGUGCAUUCCUGUUCGAUGUUGCUGGCGUGAAGAAGUAUGGAAGGCAAGGCUUGGUCUAUUUUGUUAAUCUGUUGAAAACCAGAGGUGGGAUUCAAGAGAUAUACAGGAUUAUGUGGUUGCCUGGCUAUGUCUCUCCCUAUGACGAUUCUGCAAACUAG
Triticum turgidum subsp. durum (durum wheat) is the source of this 819-nucleotide messenger RNA. Lineage: Eukaryota; Viridiplantae; Streptophyta; Magnoliopsida; Poales; Poaceae. The record is from the annotation of a GenBank genome assembly.